GCAACGGGGAAAUACUGUACCAACUACAAGGCAGAGUAUGAAGCCAUCAAGACAGCUCUGAGAGUGAUUGAAGAGUCUCCAGAGGACUGCCCACAGAUCGUCAUAUUAAAUGAUGCUCUGUCGGCACUACAGGCCCUAGAACACCACCAGCUGCCUGAACUAUCAGAAGUGCUUUCUCGCAUGUCACAAACCAGACAAAUAGCAUUCCAGUGGAUCCCCGCACAUUGCGGCAUCCCUGGAAAUGAAAAGGCUGAUGAACUGGCAAAGCUAGGAGCGGAAGGUGAUCAGCCCAUGAACCACAUCAGCUACAAUGAGAAGACCACAACCAUCAAAGCAGCAAUGAGGUGCCAGUCAAACAAGGAUGACUACCACUACCUGGACAGGAAGGAGCAAGUAACUAUCUUUAGGCUUCGCACAGGUCAUAAAUGGCUGAACGCACAUAUGUUCAAACUAAAACUAGCUGCCUCUCCUAAGUGCUCUUGUGGACGUGACAACCAAACAGCUGAACAUCUCCUACAACAAUGUCCUCUCCUGGAACAACAGAGAAGAGCCGUGUGGCCACAUGAGACCGGGAUACAAACGAAACUACACGGCGCAAUGGAGGAACUGCAGAAGACGGCAACAUGCAUCGAUGUGGCAGGUCUGAGAUUAUAGCGGUGAACGAGAAGAAGAAGAAGAAGAAGAUAAAUUUGGCUGAUGACAGCAGCUCGGAUUCUGACAGCAGCACAGACACCGCGAGCGAAAUUUAGUGAUAGAUUUUGACCACUGUUUUGUAUUUCAUUUUACUUAAUUAAACUAAAUUGAAUUGAUUAUAAUUUGGUUGAAUUUGGUUCACACACAUUAAACAUAUAUACACCUCUUAUUGAUAGCAAGUUGUCGGAAAUCUUACGGAAAUGAUCGAAAAUUAAUUGAUCAUGUGCAUAGACCGUAUAAUCAUUAUUUGACAGGUAAAUAAAAUCAAACAAUACAGGUGACACAAACAAGUAAUGUAAGUAUGAAUAAUUACUACUCAUCAAUACUCAGAGUCAAACAGCCUAACAUACUCUCUUAAUGUGAAUAUUUACAAUGAGUAUACACUCAAAAACACUGCCACAGAGUAGAUAUGAACUGUGACAAUUACAAAGGAAUAUUGAAUGAAAAGGCAUGAGUUAUCUGUCUUGAUUUGCGAUCAUAAUUAUGUGUUGAUCACUGUAUUAUAGAAUAUAUUAAAUGAUAUACAUUUGUAAAGUUUACAAAAAUGUUACAUGUAUUUUUAUGUAUUUAGAAUCCAACUCUUGUGCACUGUCCACAAAAUUAGUUAUUAAAUGAAAUACUGUAUAGAUUAUGUUUUGAUGUAUGAAAUGCUCGUGUUAUUUUGACAUAAUACUUUGAUUACAAGUAUAAACUAUUGUUUUGUAAAUUAAGUAUAUGUUUCGUCACUUCCAUUUCCUUUUGCCAUUUGCGGCAUUUGUGAUCGAGUGAUUAACUGCACAAUCUCAUGUAAUAUGAAUAACUAUACAAUAUUAUUAUGAUAACAUUUUUGAGAUAGCCAUUUUUCCUUCCAGGUAAUUUGGGCAUUUUUAGAUUCCAAGUCCGGUGGUGAAAUUAUUACCACUGAUGAAAACAUAUUUGUUGAAAGCAAAGUAUGUGAAGAGGGCUCGAAGAAGUACGAUACAGUAAAGCUAGAAUUCAACAAGCGUAUAACGUACAUGUUGGUGAUUAACUGUCGUUGAUUAUGGUUACUAUAAAUGUAAUACAUGUAUUCAAAUCAGAGGUCCGGCAUCAUGGCCUUCAAAAAUAGGGCAUCUUAUUGUCCAAGUUCCGCCAACUAUUACCAGUAACAACGUGGCAGUGUUACAACUGGACAUGGGUCACUCUCUCACAACCUUGAAUGUUCUGCGACAGGCGUACCCGCUCCAAAUAUAACGUGGAUCCGGUCAGACGGAGGACUUCUUCCUGGAUUAGAUGCCGCUCAACUAAGGGUUAUCCUGAGCCGGAAGUGUUGUGGUACAAAGAACCGACCAGGAGUGAAGGAAACACGCAAUUAAUGCAGUUAAAUGACAAUGAGAAAUAUGAAAUAACAAAACUCAUUGCCACGACGACAUUACGUUUCAAAGAAGCCUG
Molecule: messenger RNA, 2103 nt
Organism: Ruditapes philippinarum (Manila clam)
Lineage: Eukaryota; Metazoa; Mollusca; Bivalvia; Venerida; Veneridae
Exons: 3
Coding region: 181-654 (157 amino acids)
Molecular function (GO): nucleic acid binding; RNA-DNA hybrid ribonuclease activity
Source: RefSeq, a predicted model, not a curated record